Molecule: messenger RNA, 4728 nt
Organism: Eimeria acervulina
Lineage: Eukaryota; Apicomplexa; Conoidasida; Eucoccidiorida; Eimeriidae
Product: lysophospholipase, putative
Exons: 4
Coding region: 1-4728 (1575 amino acids)
Biological process (GO): regulation of transcription by RNA polymerase II
Cellular component (GO): SWI/SNF complex; nucleus
Molecular function (GO): transcription coregulator activity
Source: RefSeq, a predicted model, not a curated record
AUGCCUGUACGCCACCGCCGCUCCCGGCGUUCUCCCCCGUGGUCUGAGGAGCGUUUGGCUGCUGUGGAGAGGGAGCGUUUGCAGCUAAAGAGGCAGAAGGAGGAGGAGGCGAGCAGAUUGUCGCCUGAGGAGGUACUGAAGAGGAUUCGUUCUCGAGGGAAGCCCAAAGGACCAAAGGGGUCUUCUUCUCAUACAGAAGAAGGGGGUGGGGAUGGCUUAAGGUUGCGGCCCCGGUGCCUCUCUGCUGCUAGCAGCUGUAGGGAUUCUUCUGGAGUAUCUUCUACUGAUGCAAAGCAACAGCAGCAGCAGAAGCAGCAGCAGCAGCAGCAGCAUCCGCGACCUGAGAUUGGGGCAUUCAAGCGAUCCGAUAUGUCAUCUGCCUCCUGGACAAUGGAGUGUUUAGGCACUGCACUUGACCAGCAGCAUUUACGGCACAAGGAAAUAGUUUAUCUCUUUCGAAGGCGGAAGGCAUAUUUAUCUCUGCGUAAUGAUAUUAUAAGCAUGGAUAUAGCGGGCCUGCAGAAGCUUGCAGCGAUAAGAUGCUGGGGGAAGGUCCCCCAAGCUAUGGUGGUUGCUGAUAGGGGUUUAUGCUCUCUAGAAGAGGCAUGCAGCCUAUGGGAGGCCCCAUUUAAAGAGCUCGCAUACCAGUGGGAUGAGAUGUACGUACGAGAGUUUCCUGAAGUAACUGAUGCGGAUCGCUGGGGUACAGACAGCUGGGAGUCUUUUUACACUCCUUAUUCUCGCGACUUCAUGGCUGCACCUUCGCUGCAUCUUCAACGCAUUUUAAAGUGGAAGGAGAGGGCAAAUUAUAAAAGAGAAAUACCUCUAAAAGGCAAUCUAGCUGAAGACCUGCAUGCCUCUCUUCGUGCUCUAGGGGUUGAGCCCACCAUUAUAGCAAAUAAGAAAACCCCAAAGAAACAGCUAAAUGCUCAACAACACGCACUAACCUCAAAACAGCAACUUGAUAGUAAUAGACAGACAAAACAAACACAAGACAAACAGGUUAUCUCCUCUCAGCAGCAACAAACAAUACAGCACAACUCUACAAGCACGAGACAAUACAGUAGCAAUAAGGAUACACUGCCACGCAAUAUCUCAGCUUCAAAACCCAGUUCAAAUAGAAAAUCAGAUAUAAUGCUGCAGAAGAAGCUCGACAGGCUGACGGUGCUGCGGCUGGUCCGGUGGCUCCUUGUUGGUUCUUUUGUGUGCGCCGAGGCGAAGUGGAGGGAUGGUGUGUGGGUGUUUUCUUUUGUUUGUUUAAUGGUUGUUUCUCUCUUCGGUCUUCAGUGCAUACUGAGCAGCCGCCUCUACCUGCGGCCUUCACUCUCUCAGCAGCAGCAGCAGCAGCAGCAGCUAGCCAAGGAACAUUGUUGCUGCAGCAUUAGAUUUGCAUUAUCUUCUUCUCGGGUGUCUGUACAUCUCCCCACGAUGUUUUGCUGCUCUGCCCCCCGCGCCCGCGCGGCUUCCAGGAGUUCUUCUGGGCUGUAUCCAGCCUUUGAGGUCUCCCUACCUCCUUUGUCUACUAUAGGAGACCCUAAGCCUUGGUUCUUUGUAGGAAGCAAAGAUGUUCCCGUCUGCUGCUACACGUGGCAUUCGCCUAACCCCAAAGGCAUUGCUGUGCUGCUGCAGGGCCCUGAAGCCUCGUGCAUGCAGCACUGGCUUACUGCAAGAGCGCCACCGCGUGCAGACAAUCUUGCUGCAGAAGAUGUAUCUGAGGGCUUGCCCCUAGUUCCCUUGCAGGAACAGCAAGACCAGGAGCAGGAGCAGCAGCAGGAGCAGCAGCAGGAUGGUGAAGGGGAAGCAAAUGCUUCCCUGCACGAGGAGGUGAAGCCUUCUUUGUUCUGCUGCAGGCCCGUUACUUCUACUGAGGACUCUCCUCUCCAUCUGGUGUCUAUGAAGACAGCAACAACACUUUCUCUCUCUCGUGGAGGCAGCAGCUUCCUCGCGCAUGCAGGCUCUGCUGAGGGUCCUCUGCAGCAGAAAAGCUCUUUCAAGGCCCAGCAGCUCACAUUGCCGGAAGGGCUCAGCUUCGAGAGCAUUGGAGACCUUGAGGCACUGAAAGCUGCUGCUGAUGCAGCUGCUGCAGCUGCUGCAGCGCAGCGCUCAGCAACAGACGUCAACCGGGGUCCCUCUAUGGGGCUUGUGGGUGAAGGCGCGGGAUCGGCGGGAUCGGCGGGAUCGGCGGGAUCGGGAGUAGUGGAAGAAAGCUCCACACUGCGAUACGAGGGCUCAUGGGUGGAGAGGUUUGUGUCUGAUGGAUAUACGGUGGUGGGGCUGGAGGUGCAGAGCCUGAAGGAAGAGGGCCCCUGCAGAAGCAGCUUGGUGUUCCAGGACCUAGUGGCUGACGUCUGCACUUUGCUGCAGUCUCUUGCAAACAAAUCUUCUCUCCCCAUCUUCCUUGUGGGCGCCGAACUCGGCGGCAGUUUGGCGCUGAGAGCGGCUGAGACCCUCGCUAGAGAUGGUUUGCUUGGCAGGCCUGCAGCAGCAGCAGCAGGAGCAGCAGCAGUGCACACACUGGUGCAAGGGCAUAACAGCAAGGAGAGGAAGCAGCAAGUGCAGGAAAAGCUGCAGCAGCAAAAACUGCAGAAAGAAGAGCAGCAGCGCCAGCUGUUAGAAAGUAUAGAGGGGGCGACAGCAUCUACAGCGAGCUCUCAUCGCGGUUCUAUCGAUGGGAAGGGUGCUUAUACUUCUGGUGCUGCUGUGGAGAGACAGUUAGAAGCCGUGAUAGAGGAUGAGGAGGAGGAGGCAUCAGGGAGCAGCGCUGCAGCAGUAGCAGCAGCAGCAAUGGGCGCAACCCAUCGAGUUGUGCGGCAGAAGCCGGUGCCUCUAGCGGGCUUAAUUCUGCUGUCUCCUGUGUUAGAGACACCUGAGAAGACUGCAUGCGUGGGGUGUGCUGUGCCUUUCUGUAUGGAUUCACUGAACGGGUGGCUUCUGCCUUGGGGGGCUGCGGCACCUGCUGCUUCUGGGAACCUUAACGGAGGGGGGUCUGGGAUCGUCGAUCCCCAGCAAGGGUCGCAGAGCAGCGGCUGCUGCGGCUGCAGCAACUGGGAUGCAGGUUUGCUGCGGGGCUUAGAGGCAGCGCAGCAGGAUGCCUUGUGGCUGCGACGCCCAAUCUUAAGAGACGCAAGAGAGCCCUUCAGCUUGAAAGAUUGGGGAAAGCUUCUUCACUGCAAACAAGCGAAUAAAGAGCAGCCGAGCCUCGCAGACACUCUGGAGCAGCAGCCGCAGCACAGGCAUGGAAUCGGAGCGGAGGAGGGAGACGAGGAGUGCGGGGCGCAACAGCACCUCUCCGUCUUAGUGCUGCAAUCUCUAGAAGAUGCUACAGCGUCUCCUCUUCCUUCUGUACGGCUAUUUGAAUUCCUUGGGGGCCGCGCCCGCCUACCGGAGCCAUGGGCUUCUAUCAGGCGAGAAGAGCGCCGCAAGGAGCGCGAGGCAAAGCGGCAAGCCGCCGCUGCAGCAGCAGCAGCAGCAGCUGCUGCUGCUGCUGCUGAGGCUCAGGAAGGAGUAGAUGCGCUUGGAGAGACCAAAGAAGAGGGAGAAGAAGAGGUGGGGGGAGCUCAGAAGCCCGAUGCUGCUUUUGAAGCGGAGUUCCUAACACGUGCUGCUUCACAAGUAGAGAAAAAAGCAAAUGAAGAGCUGAAAAACGCAGAAGCAGCAGCGAGGACAGCAGAGAUUGCUGCAGCAGAAGGCAGCGGAGAAGCAGAACGGAUGAUUGAGAAGGCACUUGCAGCAAUUAAUGCAGCAAACAAAACACUAGAGAGAGCAGCCACAUUAGACAGACUCGCUUCCAAGGCGAACGAACGCCGCAAAGAUGAAAGCAAACACUUCGCUUCCAAAUUCAAAGACAUGCAGAAAGCUACUCCAGCAUUAGCAGCAGCAGCAGCAGCAGCGGCAGCAGAAGCAGAAGAAGCAACACCUGCAGCAGCAGAGUGCGAAGAAGCCGAAGAAGCAGAAGAAGCAGAAGAAGCAGAGGAAGCAGAAGAGCAGCAAGAAGAGGAGGUAGCUGAAUCUGAGGAGAAACGAGAAGAUGAAGACAAGCAAGAAGAGAAUGAACAGGAAGAAGAGCAAGACAAAGUGCCCACAGAGAACACUGAGGAAGAAGGGAAGCCAGCUGCAGCAGAUGCAGCAGCAGGUGGGAGCGUUAGCUGCUGGUGCGGCGGUGCAGAGUCUGCAGAGAGCAGCAAGGCGGCGCGGAAGCGCCGCAACAAGAACAGGAGGAAGAAGGGCAGCAACUCGAGCAGCAGUUUCCUCUUUGCUUGCUGCGCUGGCGAGGAGCAGCGGGAUGGGGAGAAGCAGAAGCAAGCUGGGGGCCUUUACCUGAAGAGAAAGAAAUGGAAACGGGUCCCAGGAAUGGUGAUAGACGAAGACGGCUGUUUAGUUGAGGUUGAAAACGCAAAGCAGCUGAUGGAUGAAGUGAGGGCCAACGGGUUCGAGCCCUUCCCUGCUCCCCUUAACCAGUCGCCCGAAGAAGAAAGCAGCGAAGACGAAGAUGAAGCUGUGCACAUAGACGAACUGGAAGAAGACGCCAUGGCUCCCUUCUCCCGUAUCACCAAUACGCUCGAAGACGGAGGCCUCCAGCUGUGGCUGCUGCGAGGCAAGAACGGCCCCCUACUUACGAAGGAGCCGGCAAGCGAGGAUCUGCAAAAAGAUAUCAUAUCGAAAUUCAUCGAGCCUGCUAUAGACAGGAUCGCGGCAGCGUCAGAAAGAGAGAAUGUUGCUGCCCAUUAG